This is a messenger RNA of Ostrinia nubilalis (European corn borer), 1524 nucleotides long. It is a transcript of the gene pths, whose product is annotated as ATP-dependent RNA helicase DDX47. NCBI's taxonomy places the organism in Eukaryota, Metazoa, Arthropoda, Insecta, Lepidoptera, Crambidae. Gene Ontology annotation, molecular function: nucleic acid binding; ATP binding; RNA helicase activity. The transcript is spliced from 8 exons. The record is from RefSeq and is a predicted model, not a curated record. The coding region runs from base 82 to 1503 and encodes 473 amino acids.
UGACAGUGACAGACACUCUGCAACACAUGUUUUUCGUGUGGUGUUUAUUUUAAAUUAAAAAGAAAUAAUUUACAAUUAAUAAUGACUGAAAAUAGUGGGAGUGAAAAUGAAUCUAAUAACUCAGAAGAGGAGCAACCUGACAUGCCCAAGGAAGACGCUAAUGAAGAAGAAACAGUAACUUUCAAAGAUCUGGGCGUCGUUGAUGUAUUAUGUGAAGCGUGUACAGAGUUAAAAUGGAAGAACCCUUCGAAGAUCCAGAAAGAGGCGAUCCCUGUUGCUUUACAAGGCAAAGAUAUCAUUGGUCUUGCAGAGACUGGGUCUGGAAAAACUGGCGCCUUCGCGCUGCCAAUCCUGCAGGCUCUCUUGGAGAACCCUCAGAGAUAUUUUGCACUUAUACUGACACCUACCAGAGAAUUGGCAUUCCAAAUAUCUGAACAGUUUGAGGCAUUAGGUGCCAGCAUAGGCGUAAAAUGUGCAGUAAUAGUAGGUGGAAUGGACAUGGUGGCGCAAGCCCUGAUGCUGUCCAAGAAACCACACAUCAUCAUCGCCACUCCUGGCCGAUUGGUGGAUCACUUGGAGAACACCAAAGGAUUCAACUUGAAAGCAUUGAAAUACUUGGUAAUGGACGAAGCUGACCGCAUCCUCAACAUGGACUUCGAAGUGGAGGUAGACAAAAUCCUCCGAGUAAUACCCCGUGAGCGGAGAACAUAUCUGUUCUCUGCCACUAUGACGAAGAAGGUCCAGAAACUUCAAAGAGCGUCCCUGCAAGACCCUGUGAAAGUUGAAGUAUCAACAAAGUACCAGACAGUGGAUAAACUGCAGCAGUACUACCUGUUUAUUCCUGUGAAAUAUAAGGACGUAUACCUAGUCCACAUCCUCAACGAGAUGGCGGGCAACUCGUUCAUAGUGUUCGUGGCCACUUGCGCGGGCGCACUGCGUGCAGCGCUGUUGCUGCGAGCGCUUGGCUUGGCCGCGGUGCCGCUCCACGGGCAGAUGUCGCAGAACAAGCGGCUUGCAGCGCUCAACAAGUUCAAGAACAAGUCGCGGUCUAUACUUAUAUGCACUGAUGUCGCGUCCAGAGGUCUGGACAUUCCUCACGUGGACGUGGUCAUAAACCUGGACAUCCCACUUCAUAGUAAGGACUACAUCCAUCGCGUGGGCCGCACAGCGCGAGCGGGACGCGCCGGGAAAUCGAUCACUUUUGUCUCACAGUAUGAUGUGGAGUUAUACCAGCGCAUCGAACAGCUGAUCGGCAAGCAGCUGCCGCUUUACCCGACUGAUGAGAGCGAAGUUAUGGUGUUGCAGGAACGAGUGGCAGAAGCACAACGACUUACCAAUAUUGAAAUGAAAGAGCUAGAAGACAAAAAGAGCGUCAAAGGCAAGAAACGCGGCGCCGACUCGGAUGACGACACGGAGGAGGCGGCAGGGGUGCGCCGGCGCAUCAAAGGCAAAGGCGGGCGCGGGGGAGGGAAGGGCAAGUUCGCCAAGCGAAAACGAACCUAAUAUACUUGCUAGUUUGUAUAA